AUGAGUGACAUCUACGAGUCGGCGGCCCACUCCCUGGGUCUGUUCGACAGUCCGUGUCUGACCAAAGUGGAGCUGCGGCUCACCUGCAAGGCCAUCUCCGACCGCGACGCCCGGUCCAAGCCGGACCCGUGCAUCGUCCUCAAGAUGCAGUCGCACGGCCAGUGGAUCGAGGUGGACCGCACGGAGGUGAUGCGCAGCUGCGUAAACCCCUCCUACUCCAAGGUGUUCACCCUGGACUUUUACUUUGAAGAGGUGCAGCGUCUGCGCUUUGAGCUGUACGACAUCAACAGCAACUACAACGACGUGAAGGACGUUGACUUCCUGGGGGCGGUGGAGUGCACCCUGGGACAGAUCAUCUCUCAGAAGAAGCUGUCCAAAGCUCUGCUGAGGCCAGGAGGCAUCGUGGGAAAGACCAUCAUUACGAUCACAGCAGAGGAGCUGACUGGGAAUGACGACUACAUCGAGCUUUCUUUCAGUGCCAGGAAGCUGGAUGACAAGGACUUCUUCACCAAGUCCGAUCCAUUCCUGGAGAUCUAUCGCCUCAACGAGGACGCCACGCUGCAGCUGGUCUACAGAACAGAGACGGUGAUGAACAAUUUGAAUCCCGUGUGGAAAACCUUCAAAGUUUCCCUCAACUCCCUUUGCAACGGAGACCACGAGCGCAAGCUGCAGUGCACGGUGUGGGACUGGGACUCCAACGGUAAACACGACUACAUUGGAGAAUUUGAAGCCACCUUCAAGGAGAUGAGAAACGCCAUUGAUGGACGACAGGUGCAGUGGCCCUGCAUCAACUCCAAAUACAAAGUGAAGAAGAAGACCUACAAGAACUCUGGCAUCGUCAUCCUCAACCAGUGCAAGAUCAUCAAGAUGCACUCCUUCCUAGACUACAUCAUGGGCGGAUGCCAGAUUCAGUUUACCGUCGCCAUCGACUUCACGGCGUCCAACGGCGACCCCCGCAACAGCUGCUCACUGCACUACAUCCACCCGUACCGACCCAACGAGUACCUGAAGGCGCUGGUGGCGGUCGGCGAGAUCUGCCAGGAUUACGACAGCGACAAAAUGUUCCCGGCGUUCGGCUUUGGUGCUCGCAUCCCACCUGACUACCAGGUCUCACACGACUUUGCGGUGAAUUUCAACGAGGACAACCCUGAGUGUGCAGGUAUCCAGGGCGUGGUGGAAGCCUACCAGGCCUGCCUUCCCAAGCUGCAGCUGUACGGGCCCACCAACAUCGCUCCCAUCAUCCACAAGGUGGCGCACUCGGCCUCGCAGGAAGUGCACACCAAGGAGGCCAUGCAAUACUUCAUCCUGCUCAUCCUCACCGACGGCGUGAUCACGGACAUGGCGGACACCAGGGAGGCCAUCGUGCAGGCGUCACACCUGCCCAUGUCCGUCAUCAUGGUGGGCGUGGGCAACGCCGACUUCAGUGACAUGCAGAUGCUGGACGGGGAUGAUGGCAUCCUGCGCUCGCCCAGAGGAGAACCUGUCUUCAGAGACAUCGUGCAGUUUGUCCCUUUCCGCAACUUCAAGCAUGCGUCCCCGGCGGCACUAGCGAAGAGCGUGCUGGCGGAGGUGCCCCACCAGGUGGUGGACUACUACAACAGCAGGGGCAUCAAGCCCAAAGUGCCCAGCCAGUACCAUUCUUCCAGGCCCUUUGGACCCUGAGGGCCCCGCCUUCACCGUCACGGCCGCCGCUCUCCUGAAAAGCACAACUUUUUGGUCUUUUUUUUCACCACCAAGACUUUUUGUCACGUUUGUAUUAAAGGCACGGUCUUCCUGUCCACGUAGCGUCCACUUGGGGAGCAUGCCAUCCAACUGUUCGCUAGCGUUUUAGAGACUAAGCAGGUAGUUUAGUCCAGGGGUCCCCAACCACCGGCCCCGGUACAUUCAAUCACACCAGAUCAGGGGUGCCCGGACUUUAAUUUUUUAGAGCUCCCUUCAAUUUUAAAGGCCUACUGAAACCCACUACUACCGACCACACAGUCUGAUAGUUUAUAUAUCAAUGAUGAAAUAUUAACAUUGCAACACAUGCCGAUACGGCCUUUUUAGUUGACUAAAUUGCAAUUUUAAAUAUCCUCCAGCCGAGUGUGAAGCGACCGGAAUGAGAAUCAGCACCUCCAUGGUUCUCGCCCGGAAAAGGGUGGAAUGCCAUCUCCGGGUUGGGGAGGAGACUCUGCCCCAAGUGGAGGAGUUCAAGUACCUAGGAGUCUUGUUCACGAGUGGGGGAAGAGUGGAUCGUGAGAUCGACAGGCGGAUCGGUGCGGCGUCUUCAGUAAUGCGGACGUUGUAUCGAUCCGUUGUGGUGAAGAAGGAGCUGAGCCGGAAGGCAAAGCUCUCAAUUUACCGGUCGAUCUACGUUCCCAUCCUCACCUAUGGUCAUGAGCUUUGGGUCAUGACCGAAAGGAUAAGAUCACGGGUACA
Nerophis ophidion (straightnose pipefish) is the source of this 2418-nucleotide messenger RNA. It is a transcript of the gene cpne4a, whose product is annotated as copine IVa. Gene Ontology annotation, biological process: cellular response to calcium ion. NCBI's taxonomy places the organism in Eukaryota, Metazoa, Chordata, Actinopteri, Syngnathiformes, Syngnathidae. The record is from RefSeq and is a predicted model, not a curated record. Gene Ontology annotation, cellular component: plasma membrane. Bases 1 to 1662 code for a protein of 553 amino acids. Gene Ontology annotation, molecular function: calcium-dependent phospholipid binding. The transcript is spliced from 15 exons.